Lecanosticta acicola is the source of this 678-nucleotide messenger RNA. The record is from the annotation of a GenBank genome assembly. Lineage: Eukaryota; Fungi; Ascomycota; Dothideomycetes; Mycosphaerellales; Mycosphaerellaceae.
AUGACGGCGCCUACCUUCAACAAUCGCACCCUUUCCAAGGAAGCUUGGAAGGCCCAGCAGAAUAGAGAUAUGGUCGAAGCCAUGCUGCUCAGUCGAUCCCUCGAGUUCCCUUCCAAGAUUGCAAAGCCGCCUUGGGCGACACUCGAUCGCGAGACGCAACACGCGAUCAUCGACUUCCUUCACUCUACGAAGCCGCGCUCUCUCUUUCUUGCAAAGCUCCCGCCCGAGAUACGCCUCAUAAUCUACGAGUACGUGCUAGACGGAGAGAUGAUCUUGCCGUACCCGGCGUCGGACCUAGGCAUUGCGGGCGACUUCUGGGAGCCACGAUUUCUGCGUGUGUGCCGCACUUUCCGCGUGGAAGCGAUGAAGCUGUACUGCGAGUCUGUCGUCAGCAUAGCCGAAACGGAUGCUGCGAGGAUAGCACAUUGCCGCGAGAUGCAGAGGAAUAUCGAGGCUGGGAAUGCCAUGUGGGCGGGCCAGAGCUGCUUUGGUGGCUCCGGGAACAAAUACUCAUGGGGGGAAAUGGCCGAUUUCCCGGGCGCUGAGAAGGAAUUGAAACGAAUGGUAAGAUUGGGAUACAUUGGGACGAAUCCUCCGGGCGCUGAGAAGGAAUUGGAACGAACGGUAGGAUUGGGAUACAUUGGGACAAAUCCUCCCAGAGAGGCUGUGGAUUGGUGA